Molecule: messenger RNA, 650 nt
Organism: Mugil cephalus (flathead mullet)
Lineage: Eukaryota; Metazoa; Chordata; Actinopteri; Mugiliformes; Mugilidae
Exons: 2
Coding region: 213-650 (145 amino acids)
Source: RefSeq, a predicted model, not a curated record
UGUCAACUCCCCUCCUCUGACGGAACUUUAUAGCCGGACACCAGGCGGAAGUGUUUUCUUCUUCUUCUUCUUUUUUAAUAAAACUCAUUUUUAAAAAAAAAAAAAAAAAAAAAAUCCCGUGAGUGGUAGGGUUGCGUUUCUUUGUGUUUGUACUGAGCUUGAAGACAGUUGUGUCGUGUCGUCAGAUAAAUUUUUGAGCUGUUGCAGUAACAAUGUUUUCAAAUGGGAAUUUCUCAGAGUCGAUCAUCAAGCCAAUAACUGCUGCUCCCGAACAAAUAUUUGAGAAAACUGUCGUCCAGUCCGAGGAAGACGUCGAUCAUCAGGGCAAACUGCUGGAUAUCACCUGGAAACCGGAGAUGAAGUUACACAAAACAGACCUCCCACAGCAACAUGUCUGCAUGAAGGAGGAGGUUCUCACUGAGCAGCAGCUCUGUAGCCAGGAGAGGAACUCUAGUUUGGACCAGGAGGAACAAGAACCUCCACAGAUUAAAGAGGAACAGGAGGAUCUACAGCCCCCACAGUUGAAAGAGGAAUAUGAGGAACCAGAAUUUAUACAGAUUAAGAGGAACAGGAAGAACCAGGACCUGUACAGAUUAAAGAGGAACAUAAGGAACUCUGCAACCGUCAUUGGGAAGAGCAUUUUAUACUGA